AUCAACUAAAGCCUUUCGUGGCCGGGGUCCCGGUCAUGCCCGCUGGCCACUACAAGUGCCCCCCGGUGGCUUGUUGCAGGAACCGUAGUUCUAACCAUGACCUUGAUCUGUCGUGCUAUAAAAGCUUGACUACAGAAUCGUAAAAACGAAGAGUCGGCAGUCUCCCCGCCAGGCUUCUUCUGGCUCACAUUUGUGACCGUACAUAACUCUCAUUCCAUAAUUGAGGUUGACAAUCAGGAACGAAGCCUUGUGUUUUGAGCGGUUUGCCUUUCAACAAGCAACUCGACCAUGGCUCCAAUCAGCAGAACCUUAAUCGCCGUCGCCGCAUGGAGCAGCCCGGCGUUGGCAACAAACUACUACGUGGAUUGCUCGCAAUCAUCAGCCGGUUCCGGGACACAAAGUAGUCCAUGGAACAGUCUCGCGCAGGUGAACUCGCCAACGUUCGCGGCGGGCGACGUGAUUUCGAUCAAGGCCGGUACGACAUGUAAGGGGGUUCUGUCGCCCAAAGGCAGCGGCACAGCGUCGGCCUCGAUCAAACUCACCAGCUACGGCUCCGGAAGCAACCCCAUCAUUGAUGGCAACGGGGCUGCUGCCGCAGUCACGCUGACCAACCAGGAUUACUGGACUAUUUCCAAGCUCUCCGUCACCAACCCGGCCUCUGCCCUCGCCGCCAGGCAAGGCAUUCACGCCACGUCUAGUGACGGCAAGACACACACGGGCAUAACCAUUGAUGGCAAUACGGUCUACAAUGUCGCGGGCCAAACGAACAAAGCCACGCACUCUGCGGAUUUCAUUCUCUCUGCCGGCAUCCUCGUGGACGUAGCCAACAAAGGCAGCCGCUACGAUGGCGUACUGGUCCAGAAUAACGAUGUCCACGAUUGUGGAGGCGGUGGCAUCAAGGUGCGAGUGGGCGAGGCGACAAACUUGGGCCAGAAGCCUCACGUCACCAAGAACAACAUUAACGCUUGCGGCGGCGACGGAAUCUUAAUCUCCUACGGUAACGAGCCUCUCAUCGACUAUAAUACAGCCAGCAACCUCGGCACCGGAGCCUAUCCAUGGACUGGUGGUAAUUUCGCGGGGAUGUGGGUUCUAGGCGAUCAUAAUCCCGUCAUCUCGCACAACGUCGUCUACGGCAGCAUCAUGUCUCUAUACGAUAGCGAGGCUUUCGAUUGCGACUGGGGCAAUACCGGAAACUGCACUGUCGAGUAUAACUACAGUCGCGAUAAUGCCGGCGGCGCGUUCCUAAACUGCGACGGCUGCGGCACGUCUGGCGGCGCGGACCAGAUCGUGCGGUAUAACAUCUUCGAGAACGAUUGCCGCAUGAUCAGCAACGGCGAUAAGCCCACGCUCUACUUCUACCAGAAUGUCAUGUAUUGCGCGGAUAAAGACUUUGAGAUUGAAGUGCCCCCGACGACGCACUUUACAAACAACAUCUUUGUCGGCAACAGCAAAUCGACGCUGCCCACACGCGGUGGGAUAAGCUGGGAGUGGAAUGUCUUCCAAGAUGUCGCCCGUCCAACCAACAAUGGCAUCGCCGGAAACCCAUUCUUUGUUGACCCAGGCAAGGGAGGCAACACCCUGGAUUCAGUCGGCGGCUACCAACUCAAGAAGACGUCACCGGCCUUGCACAAUGGCGCUAUCGUUGCCGAUAAUGGUGGAAGGGACUAUUAUGGGAACGCCGUCUCGGCAACAGAGAAGCCCAAUCGCGGUGCCUAUGAGGGGCCGGGCAUCUAAGUAUUGCAGCGUCAAUGGGGCUAGAUAAAGCGUUUGCGUGUUCGUCCAUGUCCAUUUUCAGGAAUCCAGAAGUUCGUAAAUUCAGGCAUGACUUCGUGAAGAAUUUCGGCACGACCAGAGCAUACUUCAGCUAGAGUCCUGCGCCCCUUUACGCUGAGCCACUUCACCAUCUCGAUUAGGUCGCUUGUCGUAUUCUUUUGCCCGGCUUUCAAGUCUCCUCAGCUCGGCGAAAAAGUCGAAAUCUUUGGCCCCGGAGCCGACAACCAUCUCUGUUCCCUCAGCGGCCGCUGAGCGACCACUUGCAGCCACGGUCAUCGGCCAGCCACCGGUACGAGAAGCCGGCAGCAAUGACUGCGCAAAGUCGACAACAUUCUCGCCAAGCGCGUUGAUACUAUCGGCGCCAAAGGACGCGAUCCCACCCGGGCUAAUGCCGCUGGAUGGGGACGUCGCACAGUGUUGCAGCACACUUGGGAUAUCGGCUGCGCUUGAUAUGUUGUAGAAGUCGGGGAAUGGUGUUUGCUGCGGCGGCCUCGAUGCCGACGGCUCGGCUUGGUAUGACGGGAGGUCUCGGUCUCUUUGUUCGGCAAGCGCUCUGGCGAGCUUCGUCGCCGGGCUCUCCGGACAGAUGUUAUUAGCUUGAGAGUCGGCCGACAGGCGUCGAGAUACUUCAUUCAAGGACGAAAUGAUAGAGCUG
Messenger RNA from Purpureocillium takamizusanense, 2428 nucleotides. RefSeq lists its product as uncharacterized. The transcript has a single exon. The record is from RefSeq and is a predicted model, not a curated record. The coding region runs from base 289 to 1734 and encodes 481 amino acids. NCBI's taxonomy places the organism in Eukaryota, Fungi, Ascomycota, Sordariomycetes, Hypocreales, Ophiocordycipitaceae.